This is a messenger RNA of Drosophila obscura, 605 nucleotides long. RefSeq lists its product as uncharacterized. Bases 85 to 567 code for a protein of 160 amino acids. Lineage: Eukaryota; Metazoa; Arthropoda; Insecta; Diptera; Drosophilidae. The transcript has a single exon. The record is from RefSeq and is a predicted model, not a curated record.
UUUGAUUUUGAAUUUUCUGAAAAUGUAGGCCUUAGCCUUGACUAUUCAAAAUUAAAACUUUCAAAAAGAUCAAAACCAAGUAAAAUGGCUACAAAUACAUUGGCCCAGUGGCUUGUGUCCUGUGUCGUGGGUGUGGUGACGGUCACGAAUGUGCUGCGCCACUGCCAUGUCGCUAACGAUAAGGAGACGGCGCACAGGACUGUCAGCAUCGCAAACUCGGCGGAAAUCGACAGCUCCGCCCUGGCAAACGAAGAGGAGUCAGCGUCGCAGCGGUUUGCUGGCCAACCAGUGACGGCAGCAAUCGACCACUCGGACAUGAUCGAACCUCCCGCUCUCGGCUCGGAAACGGUCAAUGCGGCUCUGCAGCGUUUGUUCAGCAGCAAAGAGAUUGGGAACCUGGAUCGUAGCAGUGUCUACAUCGAUGCCAUGCACAAUAAUGCCAACAAACAGGAGUAUACACUCGGCUCGGAGGCACUCAAUCGCAUACUGGAGGGGCUCCAGGCACCAUCGGGUGCGACUGGUGGUUCCAGCAAGCAGUUGUCCUUUGAACCGCCCGCAAAUGUUUAAACUACAAGAUGAAGAAUUCAAAUAAAUUAAAGUUUCAC